Messenger RNA from Ectocarpus siliculosus, 5053 nucleotides. NCBI's taxonomy places the organism in Eukaryota, Phaeophyceae, Ectocarpales, Ectocarpaceae. The record is from the annotation of a GenBank genome assembly.
AUGCAAGAGAUUGAGAGAUCAGUCGAGGGGGCACGCGAUGAUGACAACAACAUUUCGCCCCCCCGUGGUAAAUCUCGACACUUGCGCUAUCUCUGGGGCCUCGAAGCCCUCUCUCUCCACGAACGCCCAGACGAAAGCUCCGGCAAAAGGAACCACACACGCAAGCACGAUUCCAAAGGCUGGGCCUGCCGUCCGUUUUCACAGCGGCCGCAACAGGAGGUGUCAACGAUGUUAGCUCAACUCUUAGGCAUGGGCAGAAAGAAGGAGAAGGAGAAGGACAGCUCAAAAGACAGCAGCCACGGCACCAGCAGCACUGCUGUCACAGCAGCAGACGGCAAGCGGCGAGAGAAGGGCAGCGAGGAGCACGAGCUAGGAGUCGCUGCGGCGGACGGAGCCCUUUCACCGGGCACCGCCGUUGCCGCCGCCACAGCCGUAGAUGUAGAAAAGGCCGCAAUGGUGGGUCAAACACCGGGAGCGGCUCAUUCACUCCUGCCCCCAUCCGCACCCACGUUGCCGCAUUACACCACACCCAACUCGCGUGCCGCAGCGGGAGGCGCCAAGGCUAUCACAACAGCCGCGGUCGGCAGAUGCCAAGAGGAAUCGAGCCGCGAAGCAGCCGGCGUUGCUGCUACUACGGCUGCAGCCACCGGGACGGCGGCGGCGGCUGGACAGGGAGAGAGCGGUGCGUUGGUGGCUAGCGGGAGAUCGCUGGCGCCCUCGCCGCCUGUGGGGCCUGCGGCGUUUGCGAGCCCGGCGGCGCCCUCGGCCUUGGUGCCGCAGCCGCUAGGACAGAAGGCGUUUUCCAGCGAGGCGGCGGCGGUGGAGCGCGGGUUGCACAUCCAGCUUGGUGACACCGGCGCGAAGACGGAAUCACAGCUUGGGGGGCAGCAGUUAGAAGCGGCGAAAAGGCUGCGGCACCUGCUGAGCACAAAUAGAGAGAGAAUGGUCCAGGAGAUGCUUAGCCGAGGCUGGGUGCCUCUGCUGCUGAGAUGGUUGGGGCUUGUGCACCGGCCGAGUCUGCAGGUGGAAGCAUUGUCGGCGCUGACGACCGUGGCACAGACCACGACAGAGCACACUCCUCUGCUCCUCAAGCAUGGAGCCGUCGGCACUCUGGUGAACUUGCUGAAAAGUCCUAGCUUGGAGAUGGUGGAGCAGGCGAUGUGGGUGCUAGGCAAGUUAGCGCAGGAUGGACAGGACGGGACGACUGCUAGAGACGCGGUGCUUCAGGCUGGAGUCUUGGGGCCGCUGGUGCGGUGCCUGGAGCAGCAUCAGACUUUGCUCAGCCUCCAGCGUAUCGGAGCGUGGUCGCUGUUUAACCUCUUGGACGGGCAGCCCCGGCCCACUGUGGAUGUCGCGACAGUCAACAUGGUGAUGCCGGCGAUCAACCGGCUGCUGAUGGCGGGAGACUCUGAGGUGUUGUGUCAUGCGUGCUCUGCUCUCAGCCAUCUCUGCGAUGGCUCCGCGGCGCACAUCAAGGUUGUGGUAGAGUCUGGAGUGUGCAAGCGCCUGGUGCAGCUGCUUGACCACCCCAGCUCACAGGUGGUGAAGCCUGCGCUCCGGACGAUCGGGAACGUGGUCUGUGCCGAGGACGAUGCGGACUACACUGAGGCUAUCCUUGAGGCCGGCUCCGUCGUGUGCCUAAAGAAGCUCAUCGCGCACCCCAACCGCGAGAUCCAGAAGGAGGCGUGCUGGACGCUGAGCAAUAUUGCGGCGGGUUCGGUGAGCCAGAUCCAGAGCGUGCUGGAUAGCGGUGCGAUGCCUCAGCUCAUCAAGCUCGCGACCUCGCCGGAGACGGAGUCCGAGGUGCGAUCAGAGGCCUUCUGGGUCGUCCUCAACGCCGCCAGCUGUGGCUCUGAUGCACAGAUCGAGUAUCUGGUGUCACAGGGGUGCGUGCAGAUCCUCUCGGAUCUCCUUGGGGAGAGCUCGAUGGUAAUGAUGGCCUUGGAAGGGAUCGAGAGGGUGCUCAGCGUUGGCGAUCUCCGCGUGAUGCGGAACGCUAUCGCCUCGCACUCGCAUGCAGAUCCCGAUCAGGGAGGCGAUGGUGCCGGUGGUCACGGGGAGGGAGAGGGAGAAGGGGACCAUUGCAUGGAGUGCGCGAGCAUGGAAGCGGUCGGGGCGGCGGCGGCGGCGGCGAACGCGAGGGACGGUCAUUGCGCCACGGAGGCGCUGGCGGGCGGAGAGGCCGGAGCGUACACGAACCCCUACGCUUGCAUGCUCACGCCGGAGAAGAUCCAGGCGCUAGAGGCGCACAAGAACUCGGCGGUUGCCAAGAGGGCCAGCCGAGUGUGGGCGCGCUACUUCGUGACGUGCGCGAUCUGCCGGGGGUUCUUCAGCAGGCACGGCAGCAGCGCCACCUUCUGCGCGGAGUGCAACUGCCACGUCUGCGGCAGCUGCGAUUGCACCGUCUUUCACCUCGCCUACCAGGACAAGCUGUGGGAGGAGAUGGAGGGCAAGGAGGAGAGGGGGAAGAAGGCCCAACAAGCUGCAAAGAAGAACAAGAAGGCUAAGAAGCGAGAAAAGAAGAAAAAUGCGGCGAAGGAGUUGGCCAUAGACCCUCUGCCGAAGGAGGCAAAGGCGGCCGGCGGCGGCGGCGGAGGGAGGGGGGCCGGCGGGGACAAACCUGCUGCUGCUCCGCCGGGCGGCGUGAAGCGGGCCGGCAAGGCGGGAGGGAAGGACAAGGACAAAGCUAGCGAUGGCGAAAAGGCGAUGCCCGGCCAGCGAUCACCUGGCUUAGGAAAGAAGGGGCAUGACCGGUCAUCCUCGCCCAACAAGGCUAGCAGCAGUGCCUCCACGGAGAGCAACAGCGAGGACGAGUACAGCCCGUCGUCCCCCCGCGACCCCAAGUACCACGACAACCGCACAUCGCCGGCAACCUCGACGGCAGCCGCCAUCAUCAACGCCACCGCGGCGGCGGUUAACUCCGCCGCCGCUGCAGCCGCCGCAAAGAAGAGCGGCGCAGGCCGGAGAACAACAGCAACAGCAGCAACAACAACAACAACAACCCCGCCGAAGAAGCCGCCCUUGGGCCGUGCUCAGGCGGCGGUGGCGGCGGUGACACCCACGGCACCCUCGCCGGAGGAGGAGGAAGAAGAGCGGGGGCAACGGCGCCCGGGGAAGAAGCAGGGCAGGAGAGACCCUCAGCAGCCGGCGGCGGUAGGGAGAGAAAACGCGGCGGCUGUCGCCGCUAACAGGUGGAAAGGCUCGCCGACAGCGGCGGCUAGCAGAGCCCUCGAGGACGAUGGCGAGGAGCCGUGGGUUGUAGUCGGCGGCACCGGCGGGAAGCGAGCUGGAGGCACCAAGUGGAACAAGGGGCAUCAGCAGCAGAGGGCGGCGGCGGCACCUGCACCACCGGUUGGGUCGGGCGGCGGCGGCAGCGGCGGGACCUCUUCUGUCGUCUGGGCGAGCGAAUCAAGCCCCGCGAAUGUCGCCGUUCCGGCGGCUACGCUGGUUCGGUCGAGCGCGGUGGCAUCACCACCGCCGGCCACCGCCGCCGCCGCCACCGGUACAGCGCCGCGUGUUUCCGUCCCGUCUCCCUCACACGUGCAAGUAGUUCCCCCCGGUGGCGGGGGGCCCGGGGGUGCGUGGGGGGGUGCUGGUGUCGUCAAGCCCGCGGUGCCCCCGGCGGUGUCCUCCAGACCUGUGGGUACGCCGAGCUCAACAACCGCGAAAGGAGUCCUCCGCCAGCCCGUAGCGAACGGUUCGCAGUUCGCCCCGCAACGGCAGGGGCCGGGCCCGGGGUCCGUGUGGGGUGCGUCUUCGAGUAUCAUGGACGCGAGACACAACCCUCUCUCUGUUGCCCCGCCCGCUUCUUCUGCUUCUUCGCCGGCGGCGGCGGCGGCGGGGUCUUCUCUCGGUGCGCCUUUCGCGGGAUUGCCGGCCGCCGCUAGGGCUCCGGGCCCCUCCAACCGGGCGGGUGUGAUUGGCUCACGGCCACAGGCGACGGCGACGACGGUGGCGGCGGCAGCGGUGGUGGCGAAGCCGGUCGGGCCGUCUUCGCGAGGACUCCCGACCGCGAAUGCUCUUUCGCCCACGUCGACUACGGUAGGCAGCAGAGUCACGACAACGGCGGCGAGUGUGAAUAGCAAGGGAGGGACGGGGGUCGCCGGUACCGUGAGCAGCAGCGGCGGUGUGUCGCCUGCCGGUGUCGCGAUCCCUUGGCAAGAGGCACCGGUCGGCGGUGGCAGCGGCAGCAGCAGCGCGAACAGCAGCAGCAGCGUGAGCAGCCUGUUCCGGAGCGCGUCAACCGGGUCGGAAGCCUUGAUCGAGAACGAGAAGCUGGUCAGCUUCUUGCUCGAGACCGGAUCGAUCUUGGCGCUGGCGCGGCGGCUAGAAGAGGAGGAAGACUGGAGGAGGCCAGUGCCAUCGUCUAUCAACUCCCGCCCGGGCUAAAUAGUGCUGCAACACUGGAGAGCUCGGUUGUUGCCGGAGAUCCGCGGAGAGAGUGCGGUCGAUCGAUGUGUAGAGUGAUGGCAUUACUGCUUUUUUUUGUGGCAACCUUUUUGCGUGCUGUUGUUGUCAUGUGGUGUGAGUUUCAAUGAAAUGUUUUCGCAUCGGGUCUUGCUGGGAGGGCGUCGGCCAAGGACUCGAGGUGGGAGUGGACUCUUUAGCACAGCCCCUUGUUGCGAUAUGUUUAUGUGUGUUCUUGUCUUACCCACCUCGCCGGUGCGUUUGAAUUCAUUCGACGUCCUCUCCAACCUCUCCAACUUACAUAUGCACAUCUACGAUGGGGCUUGUCUUUGGCUGUGCUUCUUUCAUCUUCCUCUUGUUGCUGAUGUAGUUUGUUCUACAAUUCUUCAUUCUGAAGUCUUGCGGAGUAUUCCCGGACUGACUGGGGCUUGCUCUAUGGUACUUAUACGUUUUAGUGUGGUCAGGCUACAGCAGUCCAUUGAGUUAUGUCAAGAGUAGGCCAACCAACAGGGUUUGAUACUGGGUCAUGAUAGGUUUCCACGUCUGCAAUACUUCGUAGAUGCAUGCGUGAUUAUUGGCGUUCCGCUUCGCACCAACAUGCCUCCGGUUUCUCUUGAUUCCUAUUCGAUACCAGUAGUAUGGAGUG